Messenger RNA from Didymodactylos carnosus, 729 nucleotides. Lineage: Eukaryota; Metazoa; Rotifera; Eurotatoria; Philodinida; Philodinidae. The record is from the annotation of a GenBank genome assembly.
AUGACCGAAAUAAUACCCGAACAACCAUCAUUUGUUUUACGUUAUAUUUUAUUUGUUUUAAAUACCGUUUUGUGGAUUAUUUCACUAGCAAUUUUUGGACUAGCCAUCUAUAUCAUGAUUGAAUCACAGUUGUUUGAUAAAAUAAAACAAUUAUUAAAAGCAAAUUCAACAUCAACUCCUGCUGUAACUCUCGUUCAACCGUUUUUAAUUAUUUUAAUUUCUUUUAUGAUUGUUAUUACUACAAUGUUAGGCUGUGUGGGCGCAUUAAGAGAAAAUACUUAUUUAUUAAUAUGGUAUAAACGAUUGAUAAUGGUAUUUUUUCUAGUAUUUAUCGUCGUCAUUAUUCUGGUUAUAGUUACAUGGACCAUGUUUACGGAUAAACAAAUACAUGAACCAUUAAGAGCAGCAAUCAAAUUUUAUCUAGAUGAUGAAGAUCUAACGGAUACAAUUAAUCAAGUACAACGUUCUUUUCAAUGUUGUGGCAUUGAUCGAGAGGGCAUUCAUAAUUGGCAAGAUAAUCGCUAUUUUGGGUGUAAAAAAUGGGAUAAUGCAACAACUGCUGAAGAAAUUCCGUUUGAUGCCUGUAGUGUGCCAUGGUCUUGUUGUAAUAUUCAAUCAAUAAAACCUGAUCGAACUUGUGGAAAAGGUGUUUUAUGUCAAGAAUGUUUAAUUAGAGACAUUGAAGAUGUUAUUGAUUAUCACCAACCAAUUCAUGAUAUUUGCGCAUGA